AUGAUCCGAAGACUUGCAUUCGUGCUGCGUAUCUGUGCAGCCGAAGUGCCUUUCAAGGUGAGCCUGCUUGCAGAGCCGACGUACUUCGGCAACGAAGGCAAAGAGCCGGAUGUGCUCUAUCCUUGGCCUCUUCGAGAUCUCGCGGCUGAGCGGCUGCAGGAGGCCGCGGCCAAGAAGCGCCCCACGCUUGCGCUGCGUGAUGGACUUGGCUUCCUCGUCGAGGCUUCGCCCACUGCACUGCCCGCUGGUGUCGAGGCCGGCGUUUUCGUAGGCCUCUUCAGCUUGUCGUACACGAGCAACGAGGACAAAGUGGAGGACUGGAUGGUGUCGGGUGGCACGCCGCCCAAGCACAAUCCCAUCCGCCUUUGGAGCAUGUUCUCCUACCAGUACUCAGAGACGCGUGGCCGAGUCCAGCCGGACGAGCUGGGGGAUUCUUGCUUCGGAGAGAACUGGCGGGCGGAGCUUUGUGCUCGCGUUUGGACAUGCUUUAUCGGGCGUGGCAAAGAAGGCAGUGGAGGAGGUCUCUGGCGGGUAGCUGCAGGCGUUCGCUUUGCGGCUACCUACCGCAUUGAGGCUUACCUGGGCCCUCCUUUGUCUUCUUGCAGAUCAUAUCUGUCGGAUGAGGAGCAGCAGCUUCAUCCGCCAGUGUCCUGGUGGGCUCCUCCGGUCUCGGAGCACACUGUGGAGUCCAUGUCUUCGGUUGUGCAGCACGCCGCGUGGUCUCAACUACGUCUGCUGUACGUCAACCGCGAGAACUACUGGUGGGGGCAGCAAGCCCAGGUUCAGCCUGCCAGCUGUUGGCUUGACCUGAUGCAGGCAGCUGUUCACAGCGCAUCACUAGCCCCAGCAGCUGCGCCCGAGAGGCUUGGUCGGCAGCCGGCUCCUGACAGUCCGCAUGGUCUCUGGCUGGAGUUCGGUGUUGGGUCUGGCAAGACAACAGCUGCGAUCGCUUUCCAGAUGAAAGUCAUGGUAGGCAAGGAAGCAAUACUGCAUGGAUUCGAUUCCUUCGAGGGCUUGCCAUCGGACUGGGACCACACGCAUUUGGCAGCGGGCACCUUCAGCAGAGGUGGAAAGAUCCCGGAGCAUCUGUUGGAAAUGUCGAAUGUCAAGAUUCAUGUGGGCCUCUUCUCUGACACUCUAGGUGACCUCGAUCAGUUUGGAGACAUGCCCGUGGCAUUUGCACACAUCGACGUGGACAUUUUCCCAUCGGCAGUCGAGGUCCUCUCUCGGAUAGCCUGUCAGCUUUGGCCGGGCUCAGUGCUUGUCUAUGAUGAGCUGGUUAACUACGUUGGCUUCGAGCUUUCUGGCGAGUACCGAGCAUGGGAGUAUGUUGCUUCUGCCUACGGUAUAGGCUGGCAGUACGCUGGCAUGUACUGGCAGCAGGCUGUCCCAAUGAUCAUCACCGAGGUCACGCCGGCGAUGUACAGACACACAGCUUGCUCAGUGUCAGAUCAGCCCAUGGGUAAGGUGGAGCAUCUGGUCAUGCGCUCGAUGUGUGCAGAACUUAUCCGCGGGCAGAUCGACGAGGUGAGCGAGUUGGUCACCGUCACCUGGGUAAAGCCGCGAAUCCUAGACCCUGUCCGCAUAGACCUGAUGCGCGAGCGAAUGGAUGCGUGGGCUUCGCAGACAGGAUUGCUCCUGGAGCACCUGGAGCAAGUGACGCCGGAGCUUCUGGUGUCCUGA
Messenger RNA from Symbiodinium sp. CCMP2592, 1683 nucleotides. NCBI's taxonomy places the organism in Eukaryota, Dinophyceae, Suessiales, Symbiodiniaceae. The record is from the annotation of a GenBank genome assembly.